AUGGCGCGACGGCUUAUUAGCUCCGCAACCGGUGCCAAAAUACAGGUCUGGCCCGGUCAGUUCAUCCAGGCCACGAUCAACAAAGCUUCUCCCGGAGAUACUAUCGUUGUUGAGCGUGGAACCUACACCGAGCAGUUGACUAUCGACAAAGACGGGAUUGCCCUGGUUGGACAUGGCGCCAUUCUCGUUCCUCCCUCCUCGGCUGCUUCAAAUUUAUGUUCCGGUCUUGCCGGUGAUAACACCCAGGCGGGUAUCUGCGUAACCGGAUAUGAUGUUGUCCUGGCGCCCUUUUUGUCCGAACACAGGAAGGUCAUCUCGGUGGGCAAGCCAGUGAAGGGUGUAUCAAUCAACCGCUUCCAGAUCAACAACUUCUCGGGCCAAAACGUGGCGAUUGUCGGUGGCCAGGAUGUUAGUGUGACCCGGAACGACCUCACCAACGGCGGACAGUACGGCUUGCUCUCGGACGGCUCAAAAAACACCAUUGUCUCGACAAACCACAUCUCCGGGUACAUCAUUGCCCUCUGCAUUCAAACACCAGCCGCAGACGUGGUAAAAAACGAUGUCCGUAACUGCUGCAUUGGGGCUUUUGUUGAUCCUUUCAUCGACGAUGCCAAGAUUCAUGAUAACCCAUCGAAUCCAACCUGCCCGCCAGGGAGUGUGUUCGGAAUCAUCAUUUCCGGCGCCGUAAAUACCGAUGUUCAACACAACAUUAUCAAGGGAAAAACCAAUGGCGGCUUCACUGCAGGUUUCGCCAUCUUCGACGACCAAUCGACUGGGACUCUAGCUAUUGCCUCGGGCAAUAAUGUCGUCAAGAAUAUUUUCCGCGACAAUACUCUCGAUCUGUUCGUCGAUACAGAGGGCACCGGCAACGUGAUCGAGCACAACAUAUGCUCGACACCAGAAGAGCUCUAUGCCAAACACAAGUGA
Molecule: messenger RNA, 927 nt
Organism: Penicillium subrubescens
Lineage: Eukaryota; Fungi; Ascomycota; Eurotiomycetes; Eurotiales; Aspergillaceae
Exons: 3
Coding region: 1-927 (308 amino acids)
Source: RefSeq, a predicted model, not a curated record